Molecule: messenger RNA, 918 nt
Organism: Nematolebias whitei (Rio pearlfish)
Lineage: Eukaryota; Metazoa; Chordata; Actinopteri; Cyprinodontiformes; Rivulidae
Product: cytochrome c oxidase subunit 4 isoform 2, mitochondrial
Exons: 5
Coding region: 232-762 (176 amino acids)
Biological process (GO): mitochondrial electron transport, cytochrome c to oxygen
Source: RefSeq, a predicted model, not a curated record
UCCUGCCAGUCCUCUCAGAUCUGCCUGAUUAUUUAUUUGUCCAGCAGGGAUUUCUCCCCCCUCUCCUAAACUCCCUCCCCUCCCUCUUCCUUCUAUGCAGCCUUUGUCCCCCUCCCACCAGUUGAUUCCUGCUGUCAGUGUUAGGAGGUGAGAAGAGGGAAAGAGGCAAAACAGACGUUUCCUCGACAGAUCUGCAGUUUUCCUGGUGCAUCUUUGAAUCCGACGACUACAAUGUUGUGUUUGACCUCGGCUCGUGUUGGGCGUCUUUUGGCUCGACGUGCCGCAGCCGUGAGCAGCAGCAGCGUGAGGAUGGACAGCCACGACCACAGCAAGGUGUCAGAGAAAUUGGACAUGUCCAGGCCCAUGUACCGGGACCGUUUGGACACCCCGCUGCCGGACAAACCCUACAAAGAUGUCCUGACCGAAGCUGAGAAGAGCCUGAAGCAGAAGGAGAAAGGCCCCUGGUCCGAGCUGAGCAAGGAGGAGAAGAUCGCCUUGUACCGGCUCAUGUUCUGCCAGACGUACCCAGAGAUGAAGCAGCCGACGUCCGAGUGGAAAACUGUCUUCGGCGGCAUCUUCUUCGUCAUGGGCUUCACCGGCCUGAUGGUCUGGUGGGAGUCGAUCUACGUCUCCCCCCCACGCCCCAAGACCUUCGAAAGCGAGCAUCAGGCCAAGCAGCUCCAGAGGAUGCUGGACAUGAGGGUCAACCCCAUCCAGGGCUUCUCCGCCAAGUGGGACUACGAGAAGGGCCAGUGGAAGUAAACCCACCACUGGACUGGGUCUGUGGGGGGCACAGAGACUGGACCUCCUGGCCCCGGGGGAGGGUUUCACUCCACUCUGAUAGCUCAUUUACAGUCAGCCUCCUCUCCAAUCACUUGCAGCCUUCGGCCACUUGACCGCGUGGCCGUCCUCAUGUAA